Molecule: messenger RNA, 2655 nt
Organism: Candidula unifasciata
Lineage: Eukaryota; Metazoa; Mollusca; Gastropoda; Stylommatophora; Geomitridae
Source: the annotation of a GenBank genome assembly
AUGAAAGGUCAGCUGACACCUUCAGGUCUGCUGCCUGAUGACAGUGGCGUCACAAAUGUUACUAGUAAUUCUGGUGAUACUGCUGGCAUGCAGGAGUUUGUGGUGAAUGAUAAUGAGAGUGACGACAUCAUCGAUGACGGUGAUGAUGGUGAAGAACAUGAAUUUGAGAUUAUAGAUCAGGUAGAAAGUGAAGAGGGAGAAGCAGAUGAACAGGAUAGACAAGCACUUUUAAAAGAAAGAAAUGAUGACAUAGAUGAUGGUAGUACCAGCGAAGAGGAUCUUGCUGACUCUGAGCUGCAUGCUCUGUUGGAGAAAGGAAUCGACCAGGAGACAUUGAGAAAGGAUGAUGGAUCUGCCCCCAUCAUUAAACAGAAGAUUGUGUUGAAAGAAUUUGAGUCAGAUCCGUUUGAUAUCCUGCCAGAAGGUUGGGUGUGUGUGACCCAUAACUGCGGCAUGCCUGUCUACUUGCACAAGGAGACUAGAGUGUGUACAAUGGCUAGGCCGUACUCGUUAGGCUCAGCCAGCGCCCGGGCACAUGACAUCCCGUUAUCCGCUAUUCCUUGCCUGCAGUACCGCAGACAACUAGACAAGGAAUCAGGUAACUCCAAGCCUGGGAAAGAAGGCGAUGUCUUCAGGGACACAACUCCCAUGGAAGUUUCUCAUGGCACCGGAAACAUCUCUGUAGAUGUCCAUCCACACAGCCAGGCUGUUAAAGCAACGACAGCUGGUCACACAGUUUCCUUAUGUCCAGCAACUACAGACCCCAAGCCAUCACCACGCAAGCUUUGGGUAGUCUCACAAGAAUCAUUCCAAAAGUGUCCUUUGGAGAGUCAGCAAGAGGCUCUGCAUACAGGAACCGCAGAGUUCAGUACCAUUGAUGACCAGGUCAAGUUGUUCAAGGACAGCACUGUCACUGGCAACCUUGGCUUCCCUCAGUCACCUGAAGGAGACAAUAUAGCUGUCAGCUUUGAUUCGUCUAGCUUGGACAGUUCCUGUCUGGAAGUUCAUGGAGAGAGACCUGCUCAUGCCUUAGGUUGCAACAGCAGGACAGUUUUGCCUGAUGCCUUGCCAGCUGAGCCUAGAGAAGUGAGCUCGAGCAGUCCAUUCACAGCCACAUUGACCACAUCCACCUGUGAAUCCAGUGAUCCCUGCGUGACCCUGACUUUGAAUCCCAGAGAAGAGCCAGACUGUCUGGAGGAAGGGGAGAUUGUGGAAGAUGUAAACAUUGUGUUGCCAGAGUCUGGUUCCCCCCAGACUAUGCCCAGUCAGUCUGGCAUGCCCAGCUGUGAACAGAAGGCUAAUAUUGAUGUGACCACUUGUAGCAGCAACUGUGCAGGCCAUGUCGUCAGAGAGGAGGUCACUAGUAGCUCGGAACCCUCAGAGCUGGUCACCAGCAGCAGUAACUCUUUAGCUACAAUCAAGCGUAAGAUAGAGUCACUGAAGAACAAACGAGCUGGAAAGCUGAGGAAGCUGGACGGCGGUGGAGCUGUGGCCUGGCCCACAGAUAACAACAUUGCUGUCAAACCAUUAGGCAUCGCAGAGGCAUCAAAUGUUGCUGGCCACGCUAGUGCCAACGAGAAACUGAAGAUGCAUGCAGCAGAGGUCAAGAUCAAAUCUGCAGAAGAAAGAGCUAAAGAGUCACUUUUAGACAGUCAUACUGUUCACAGUUAUUGUUCCCAACUGUUUCAGUUCAGAACACUGGAGGUAAAAAAAUACAGAUCUUGGCGUGAAAGACGGCGACAUAUAGAAGAGAGGAGUAGACGGAACCGCCCAGAACUGCCCCCCUCGACAAAGCUCAUCACAUGCCCUAUCCCAGGCAACUUGAGAUGUGAGGAUGGGGGAGAGAAUGGCAAGAAGAGAGAAUUUAUCCUGAACCCAACUGGCAAGUCGUAUCUGUGUAUCCUUCAUGAGUACAUGCAGCGCACACUCAAGAUACAGCCAUUGUACGUGUUUAAGGAGCUGGAAAACUCUAAAACUCCAUAUGGGGCUACAGUGACAAUCAGCAACAUUGAGUACGGCACCGGAUAUGCCUCUUCCAAGAAAGUGGCAAAACAGGAGGCAGCCAAAGAGACACUCAGAGUUCUCAUUCCUGACCUGUUCAAGAAAAUAUCUGACCAAGAAAUCAAGACCAAUAUUUCUGACCUAUCAUUCUUUGAUGACAUUAAAGUCACUGAUCCCAGAGUCAAUGAGCUUGGCAACAAAGUAGGGCAGCCUAGUCCCUUCCAGCUCUUGCUUGAAUGCCUGAGAAGAAAUUUUGGGAUGGGCAACACCCAGUGUGAGGUCAGCACAAAGCCACUGAAGAAUCAGAAAUGUGAAUUCACCAUCAAUGUUGGGAAACACUCAGCUAUGGUUGUGGCCAAAAACAAACGAGAAGGUAAACAGCUGGCUGCACAAGCAAUCCUGGCCAAGCUGCACCCGCAUGUCCCCAGCUGGGGCUCCCUGCUGCGGCUGUACGGCACCAGUGUGGAAAAACCUGCACAGAAGCCUGAAGAUAUGAACGACAUCAAGAGUCAUGCUCCCAACCACUCUGUCCUGGAUAGUUUGCGUCAGGAGAUGAGGAAGCUGCACCAACAAAAAGAGGCUAUACAGCCUAAAGGAAAGAUCAUCAUCAGCAGCAAAAAUCUGCCCAGCAAGAUGUCUGGAGUUGACCUGUAG